CAUCGUGACUUCUGCCUGGAACAUGUUGCUUAAAGACUAUUACCUUUCCUCGCUUCAUUAACCAAUUUCAACAAUUGUCCAAAAUCUUGAACAAGACGGCUCAGUUUCAUUCUCCUCCACAGAUAGAUUGUUCGUUGUUUUUCUCUCUAUCCGAUUUGUUCGCCAUCAACAUCAGCUAAAGCGCAGUGAUAGGAAUCUCGGGUUAAGUCCGGUCCGGGCUGUCACUCAACUGUUUCCGAGGCUGCUGAUUGGACCGAUCUCAAGAUGUAUUUGCAUAUCCCCGCCCAUCGAGUGGCUCUGCAGUGGUUGGAGAAGGCUUCGGAGAGCGAGCUCUCAAAUUGCGCGCACUAAGUUGGAGAGGCGCUGAGACUCUGGAUGAAGAUUCGCCUGUUGCCUGUCGAGGUAGUGAAAGGAGCGGCUACAUUUGUACACCUGUGCGCACAUCUGCUCAAACGUUUUCUCGUUAAAGAUCAAGCGGGACUUUCUUUGUGCGCGUGAAUGUAGCCAAUUUUUCCCCCCUUGUUCAUUCCGUUAAACGCAAGGCACAGCCCACAAUUAUGAGGUGCAGCCAUGGCAGGCAAGGGUAAGGCAGCCGCGAGGACGCUGGAGGAUUUGACACUCGAUUCCGGUUAUGGUGGAGCGGCGGACUCGUUUAGGUCGUCCAGCGUGUCGCUCUGCUGCUCCGACACGCACCCGUCAUUCCCGCAUGGGGGAAACUGCUGGCAUCUGACCGAAUCCAUGCACAGCAGACACAACAGUCUGGACACGGUGAACACCGUGUUGGCGGAAGACACGGAGAUCCUCGAGUGCUCAGGCCAGUGUGCCAAGCUGCCCGAGCUCGAGGAGGUUCCGUGGAGCGUGGCUGAGGUGGAAGGCGCGCUGCGGAAGGACAGCGAGGUGGUAAGCUCAGCCGGCGCGUCCCGCGAGAUCGUGGUCAAGCUGUCGGCGCUGCUGAGUCGCGCGCUAGUUCGGGUCGCCCGCGAGGCGCAGCGCCUGAGCCUGCGCUACGCCAAGUGCACCAAGCACGAGGUCCAGAGCGCCAUCAAGGUGGUACUGUCAUGGACCAUCUCUGCCAACUGCGUGACUGCGGCGCUCGGCGCGCUUUCGCUGUACAACAUGAGCACGAGCGAUCGCUUCAGCCGAGGCAAGUCGGCGCGCUGCGGUCUCGUCUUCUCCGUGGGGAAGUUCUUCCGGUGGAUGGUGGACAGUCGUGUGGCUUUGAGGAUUCACGAGCAUGCCGCCAUUUACCUGUGCGCUUGCAUGGAGACCCUCUUCCGCGAAGUGUUCGGUCGCGUAGAGAGGAGCGCGCUCGUGGAGAAGGAGAACGGAGUUCCCAAGCUCACAGUCGAGUCCCUGGAACAAGCGAUCAACAACGACUCCGAGCUAUGGGGUCUGCUGCAACCCUACCAGCAUCUCAUCUGUGGCAAAAACGCAAGCGGUGUGCUGAGCCUGCCGGACAGCCUGAAUGUACACCAUGAUCAGCAAAGAGGUGGGAAGAAUGCAGAAGGUCAUGCCUUCACCCAGGCUGAACUGCGCACCAUCGAGCAGUCUCUCCUGGCCACUCGUGUGGGGAGCAUUGCUGAGCUAAGUGAUCUGGUGUCUCGUGCCAUGCACCAUCUCCAGCCUCUGCACAUCAAGAGCCUGAGUAACGACACGCCGGUGCACCAGAACCGCGGAGGACCCAUACACUGGGAACCGGAGGCUCUGUACACCCUGUGCUACUUCAUGCACUGUCCGCAGAUAGAGUGGGAGAACCCUAAUGUGGAGCCCUCCAAGAUCACCCUGCACACAGAAAGACCGUUCAUCGUGCUGCCUCCACUAAUGGAGUGGAUCCGGGUGGCUGUAGCACACACCGAGCAUCGGCUCAGCGUAUCUGUAGACAGCGAUGACGUGAGACAGGCCGCCAGACUGCUCCUGCCUGGAGUGGACUGUGAGCCUCGGCAGCUAAAAGCAGACGAUUGCUUCUGCGCCACACGAAAACUGGAUGCAGCCUCCACAGAGGCCAAGUUUCUGCAGGAUCUGGGCUUUCGGAUGCUCAACUGUGGCCGCACUGACCUGGUCAAGCAAGCGGUCAAUCUGCUGGGACCUGACGGCCUCAACAGCAUGAGUGAACAGGGAAUGACCCCGCUCAUGUACGCAUGUGUCCGUGGUGACGAGGCCAUGGUACAGAUGUUGCUGGACGCCGGGGCUGAUAUCAACAGCGAGGUUCCCAGCUCAAUAUACAGACACCCCUCAGUUUAUCCCGACACCAGGCAGGGGACUCCACUCACUUUCGCCGUGUUGCACGGACACGUCCCUGUCGUGCAGCUGCUACUGGAUGCCCGAGCCAACGUGGAGGGGGCGUUGCAGGAUGGAGCCGAGAACUACGCUGAAACACCGCUCCAGCUGGCCUCUGCCGCAGGUAAUUUUGAGUUGGUCAAUCUGCUGUUGGAGAGGGGAGCAGACCCCUUAAUUGGAACCACGUACCGCAAUGGCAUUACUUCAGCUCCUUUAGGGGAUAUGAACUCCUACAGCCUUGCUGCAGCACACGGGCACAGGAACGUUUUCCGGAAGCUUCUGUCCCAGUCGGAGAAGGAGAAAGGCGACAUGAUGUCUCUUGAGGAGAUCCUGGCUGAGGGCUCGGAGGCUGGCGGGGAGAAACGAACAAGCCACUCGGAGGGCACACUUCGCACAGGCAAGGCGAAACUGAGGGCCCUCCGAGAGGCCAUGUACCACAGCGCCGAACACGGCCAUGUGGACAUUACCAUAGACAUCCGCAGCUUGGGUGUGCCGUGGACUCUACACACGUGGCUGGAGUCUCUGAAGACGUGCUUUCUGCAGCAGCGACGGCCGCUGAUCCAGGGGCUGCUUAAAGACUUUAGCUGCAUCCAGGAGGACGAGUACACCGAAGAACUCAUCACACAUGGCCUACCGCUUAUGUUCCAGAUCCUGCGAGCCAGCAAGAACGAAGUCAUCAGCCAGCAGCUAGCUGUAAUCUUCACCCAGUGCUACGGGCCAUUUCCAAUCCCCAAGCUGACAGAGAUCAAAAAGAAGCAAACCUCACGACUGGAUCCACAUUUCCUGAACAAUAAAGAGAUGUCAGAUGUGACGUUUCUGGUGGAGGGAAAACCUUUUUAUGCUCACAAGGUGCUGCUUUUCACAGCAUCAGCGAGGUUUAAGUCUCUCCUCUCUAACCGGCCGGCUGCAGAGAACACAUGCAUUGAAAUCAGUCACGUCAAGUACAACAUUUUUCAGCUGGUGAUGCAGUACCUGUAUUGUGGUGGCACUGAGUCACUGCACAUCAGAAACACUGAAGUCAUGGAGCUCCUGUCUGCAGCCAAGUUCUUCCAGCUUGAGGCCCUCCAGCGACACUGUGAGAUCAUCUGCUCCAAGAACAUCACCAUAGAAACGUGUGUGGACAUUUACAAACAUGCCAAGUUCCUGGGGGCCACAGAGCUGUCAACUUUCAUCGAAGGCUACUUUCUGAAGAACAUGGUGCUCCUGAUUGAGCUGGAGAACUUUAAGCAACUCCUAUAUGAGGUACCUGCCGAGAGCCCCGGCCCGGGCCCUGCCUACGACGUGCUCAAUGAUCUGGAACAAACCCUGGCCACUCGCAUCCACUCCAUCCAUCUGUCAUCUUCCAAGGGCUCCGUCGUCUGAUCCCAGUGCGAGCUUACACCCAUUUUGGCCUGCUGUGCAACUUUUGGAUUCAUCACAGGCUCCUUUUGGUGUCUUUCGGCCGAUUUCUAGGAUGAAUGUUUGUGAGCAGUUAUGACAUCCGCUGACCUGUACCAAGAGGUUGCGAUCUGAGAUCUGAUUUUUUUUUUAAACUGCAGAGGCAAAUGUGUCAUUUCAUGGGAUACAUUACUGUAUGUGUCAUGCAAACACUUGCAAACCAGCAUUCUGACAUGUAAUCGCUGGCAAAAACAAACAAACAGACGUUUUACUACUAAAGAUGUCAUCUUCACUCUGCUUAAGCUCUUGUAGACACUGCAAAUAGUCAAUAAGGGAAGAACCAUGAACUUGGGGUUUAGUCACUGCUUUUUUUUCCAUCACAUUAUCUUUCCCUGAUCAUUCGUCCAGGAUCAGAUGAGAAAAUAUUACGUUUCUUUUCUUUCAUCAUUGACAUUCAAGACAAAGAAAAAGCAAAAAUGCUCUAAUUACUGAAUCUGCUAUAUCUAAUUACGGUACACCUUUGAUAUCAAUGUGCCAAAUGAUAUAGAUGCUAUUUAUUUAUGCUAUGACUUUUGUUUGAGUUUACAUUAUUUGUAGCAGUAAAUAAGGAUUAGUCUGGAACAGUGGAUUCCUCCACAAAUUAGUUUGCAAACUGCGUAGUAAAAGUGAGAAGAGAACAGAUUAAAGAAUUUUCGUACAGCAAGAUUUUUCAUUCGCCGUCUAAUCUUAUUUAACGAUAGACCUGGUCUCUAGUUAGAAAGCAGUCUGUCAUACUGCCCUUGCUAAUUGUGUUCUCCUAGGUAACACAUCGUCCUCGCUGUAGGAAGUCCUGUGCUCCGUGUCCCAGUUCCUUUCUGCCCAGUUUUAAUGACCUAUGAAACCACCACUGUGCUUAGUACACUGAAAACUGAGCAGCUCAUCCUUGCCUUGAGGUUGUGUAAUAUCAAUAUUCUGUUUCAAUAAACUGCAUGGGCCCUUUGCAGUCUUUACAUUUUAUAUUAAAAAAAAACCUAAAGGGAAUAAAAAACAAAACAAAAAAAAAACUAUUGUUGAACUCCAUCAGUAUGUCAUUAAAGGACGACUCUUCUUAAAUUCCAAACUGUGGACGCAAAGUGUGUGGGAUCGCUGCUGGGCAAGAGACGACAAUGGAAAAACGAAACGAAACAAAAAAAACAAAACAUUUACAGGAAGAUGCCAACACACUGGUCAGUACCACUACGACCCUACGAAGUGUACAUACUGCAAACCCACGUCUGCACCUCUGCUUUGGUUAUAUGUGAUGCCAAGCUCAAGUGUUGCUCUUUUAAUUGUGCGAUUUUGUCAUUGCCAAAAUGCAUGUCUUGUGUUUUUUUUUUGUUUUGUUUGGUUUGGUUUGGUUUUGUUUUUUUGUUCAUUUUAAAUUUGUGUGUCCUUUGGUGUCAGUGUUAAACUGUCCUAGGACUGUAAUACCAGCAUGUAUGUAUGAGUGUGUGCGUGUGUGUGUGUGUGUGUGUGUGUGUGUGUAUGUGUGUGUUUCCACAUAAUGAACCCAAAGUAACUAAUGUAUAGGAGAAAUAAUAAGGCACUUCAUCCAAAGAACAUCUGAAGUUACUGCUAGCAUUCGAAGAAAUUUAAGACGACGGUCUGUUUGUCCAUUUUCAUAGUCUUUGUUAUCAUUUUCCACCCGUAACGGCAACCCAGUAAUCCCAGUAUAUUAUGUAUUAUAUACAUCGAGCACAUAAAAUAUCGAGAGAUGGUAUGCAACAUUCAGGAAAAGUACAUGGAGAGAGAUUAAACGAUGGAUUGAAUGUUUUGUAGUUAACAUUUUACGUAUCAGGAGCUGUACAUGACAAACCGGAAUGUUUAAACGGAUGAGAAGGUUGGUUAAUCUUCCUGUUCCCGAUGUGUAAUAAGAGAUUUACGAGAGUUAAAAAGAGUUUAUUCAUAUGUAGCUAACAAAGGGAUGAUAUCGUGAUGCAAAUAAUUCUAAACUGUGAAGAUUAUUUUAUUUGAAAUCAUAGUAGCUUUAUUUUCUUACAAUAUAUGUCAUAUUGUUACUCUCCUUUCAGCUGUUUCGUUGUAGCUAAGACAAUCAUAGAUUUUUUUUUUUUUUUUUCCUCUCCGACAUCCUCAAUUUUCAGUCAAAUGUCAAGUGUUUUUCUCAUGUACGUGUGCCAAAAUGUCUCGCAACAGGUUUCAACUACAGCAAAACCAUGGACGUGCAAGGAAUUUACAAACGGACAUGUUCGAGGGGUCCGUGUUUUAACUUUUUUAUAAUUCUUGAUGGCUUUUCGUUCGUUGCUCCUGCUAGAACUGAAGUUGUGAAAGCAAUAUCGCACAUAUAAUCAACUCUUGAGAAAGAUAUGGUCUUUGUCGUUGUUGCCUACGAUGGACAUUGGGAACGGUUGUCUUUUUAGGUCUUUAUUAAUUAGUGGAAUAGUCCUGUAGUUCAGUACUACACGAAUUACAUAUUCGCUGCGGACCAGUUAAAAAACUAGAGGCCAUUGUGGUUGUUAGUGGAUCCUUAAAACAAACUUCUUCAGACAAAAUACCAACUUGCUCAUUGUGUCUUGGCUUUGACUUUUAUCUGCUUUGGCUGCUAUUAAGACAUGCUUACAGACGUCGCGGCUCGGCGCCGUGGUUUUCUUUGAUGUCUCUAUUACACAAAACUUGCAUGCUUUGACUGAAUCUGAGGGACUUAGUUUGCUAUCCUUAUUUCACCUGAUUGCAAAAUUGUACAUUGUACAAAGGAUACGUAUAUAGAAAUAUAUCUAUUAAAACUUAGUGUAAAUAUAAAAGGGAUGUGGUUGACUUUAUCAUUGGAAAAAAAAAAGAAAAAAAAGAAUGUCACUUCUGCUACAGUGCAAUUGUUCAAUGACAUGCGUUUGUGUACAGCCAAUAAAAUGAUCAUAAUUUAA
This is a messenger RNA of Hemibagrus wyckioides, 6551 nucleotides long. RefSeq names its product BTB (POZ) domain containing 11a (gene abtb3a). Gene Ontology annotation, molecular function: structural constituent of chromatin; protein heterodimerization activity; DNA binding. Lineage: Eukaryota; Metazoa; Chordata; Actinopteri; Siluriformes; Bagridae. Gene Ontology annotation, cellular component: nucleosome. The record is from RefSeq and is a predicted model, not a curated record. The transcript is spliced from 17 exons. Bases 571 to 3639 code for a protein of 1022 amino acids.